AUGGCCGGCUCCAGCAGCGCCCCGGCUUUGGUCGCGACUUUCGUUUUUGGUCUCGUUGUUCUCGCCGCAUCGGCGGCCAUCUUUUUCUUUGUCAAAGCCAAUAGAUCGCCUCUGCUCCGAGACGAACUGAGGCUGGCCCUCGUCUUUUUCCUGGCGACCUCGACGCUCUGGGGAAUCAUCGAAUUCGUGGCGACUCUCGUCCCCCACAAUGUCACCUCGGCGUGCCAGGUCGCCAUUUCAUUCGCUACUGUGUUCGACCAACUCGCUCGCUUCUCGGUGGAACAGUUUUUGCUAUGGGGGGUCAACGGCGGCAUGAAGGUCUCUAAGCUGUCGCUCGUCUUGCAGGGCGGUCUUUUCCUCAGAUUCAUCCUCGGCGCCGUUUUUGUGGGAGUGCAACGACCUCAAUUCGACCCCGUUUGCGUUGCCACCAACUUGAUUCUCCCCAUCGGCAUCGUUGUCAUGGUCGUUGAUAUCGCGAUGGUGAUGAUUCUGGGGAUCAAGGCCUUCCUUGCCAAGAAGAGCGAUGCUAUCAGGCCGGAGCUGUCUCGGACCAACACCUUGAUCCUCGUUACCGUUGGACUGGGCAUGUGGACUGCCUUGAGCACGCCCCUCUUCCUCGGACUCAAGACUACUGGCUUGGCUGUCCGAACAAUACUGCCUGCUAUUGGCCUAUUAAUCUUAAUUGGAAUCGUCGCCCUUACCGCAAAGAGUUUCGUGCCCCCGCCAUCGACGUCUGGUCUGAAGAUUCAGAAAACCGUAUCAUUCGAGUCCACGGUUGAGCUGCCAACCCGCAACCUGGAAACCCGAGAGUUCCCUUCGCAGACGGCAAUGGAAAGAAUCAAUGGCGCCCUGCCUCUCAUCAGUCACCCCCCUUUCGGACAAGCUUCUCGAGGAGUCGGAGGACUUCCUGUUGAGGGCGAACUUUUCCCCCCAAUGCGAGCUCAGACUGCGCCUGUCAGGGCCUACAGCAAGAAGAAGAUGACGGAUAGGGCUUACAAGGGCGGCAAGAUUGUCAUAUCAAAGCCGAUUGUGCAGAUGGACGCGGAAAACAGCAACUUCGACAACAUCCCGACCAUCGAUCUGGCCACCGCAGCGAUGAAGGAGAAGGAACGCCGUGAAUUGAUGCCCCAGAAUCCUUUCGUAAACGUCGACAUAGGACUUGGCAAAGCCCCAUCUCCCACAGAAGUCACGCGCAAGCUGUCCGCAGCGAAACGAAAGCAGGUUCCUGAUUCUGCAGCCCCGAGCAACAGCCGAAAUCUCCUUACCGUCGACGAGCCCGCAUUCGCCAUGACGUCCGCUGUACAGCUCUCGCCUGGCCCAGAGUCGGCUCGCAGACGAUCCCCUCGCCAUCAGAGGGACGGCUCCGCGCCAUCACCGCCAAUCAUCUCACCAAAGGAGGAGGCACGAACGCCAAAGUCAGCUCCUCUUCAAAGUGUGCCAGCGCCACCGCCGCCCCCUAUCCCGUCAUUGCAGACAAGGCUCGAGGAGCAUAGAGCCAUGUCCGGAGCGGCUGCUGUCUCUCACUUUAGUGUCAGCACUAUGGAUCCUAUGACAGCACGAAUUGCGUCGACAAUGAUGUUUAGUCCCGAGGGUCCAAAGUCUGCAAAGGUUGCGGCCCCUCGACCGCCGCCGCCUCCCCCAGUACCUGCAGCACCUCCAGCUUCUGUUGAUCAGUUUUGGGUGGAUGCUCGAACAGCAUCGUUGCCUCGAAGCAACUCCGUUAAGAACAAUAUCCGGCCAUCUAGACAACGUCCCCCUUCAGUGCCGGCGGAAGAAGAGAAGCCGGAUACGAAGACCCCUCUCCAGCGAAGGGCAACUGUAGGACUGCCGAACAAUCCAAGGGCCAGAGCAACUAGGGUAUUCGGCGGGGAACGAGGCACCAUGCAUGAGCGACAGAUUAUGUUCAUGAAUAGCGAGGAGGAUACCGUCCCUAUCUUGGCUGCCGCAAAUAUGGAAGCAGAGGAAGAGAGCGAAUCUCCAGGUCGAAAAUCAAUAAUUCACCGACCGAGGCCGAUUCCACGCAAAUCUACGGCGUCAGCUUCCGAACUCUUGGGAGUCUCCAUCGACUCUGCUCAAGAUGACCUUGCGCUCCUCCCAACACCAAACAUGCCUUUGAUCUCUCCCGUGAGUGUGAAGAGCCUAUCGCAGAGUACUUACGGAGCAACUUCGCCUGGAUCCCUCACCAGAGUCAAGACUGUUCGAAGAACGUCGUUUGUUCCUGAUAUGCCAGUUGUUCCUGUAGAGUACCAGGCCCAACAGUCGAAAGUGUCUCAGGAUCCAUUUACCGAGGAGACGACUACAAACGUAUGGACAGUUGUGCCAAAUGAGGGAUUGACUCGGGUGCCUAGCACAGACAAGAAGACACGUGCGCUUUGUGUUUCAAAGUUCAGCGUGGACACUGCGUUGACUGCUCAAGAGCCACAAUCGCCUUACCAGAGUCGGUUGUCGGUAAACACUCAGUCGUCUUAUGAGGAGACCAUUGGCCGCAACUCCACAGUCGCCUUUUCUUCAGACCCCAAAGCUGCUAGAGUCUCGACGGUGCUCAAUGCUUUCAGUGAGCGUUUUACACGUCAUGAGAGCGUUGACUCUGAGCUAUCUCUGAUGCUGAGGAUGGCCCCGGUGCCACCCAAGAAUAUGCCAGGCGAGAAACGGACUGUUGCUCAAGAGAAGAGUGAAGCAGAGGAUGUUCCUUUUAUUAUUGAUAUCCCCACGCCCGAAUCGCCCAGAUCAAUGGAGAGCGUUCAGCUGACUGUCGACCAAUUGCCGUCAUGGCACCACCGUGUUGGCGAGGAGCUGCCUUCAUUCUCUUCUCAGCUGAAGAACAGGAGGUCGCGCAAGCUCUUGGUGCCUAAGCCCCUGGCCUUGUACAGGCCAGCCAACGUCACCGUCGUUAUCGAAGCCGAGCCAUCGCCUGAAGAGCCAGCCCAGGAAGCUCUCGACAAGAUCCACGAGCAACUCAAGCAGCUUGAUCUUGAGAAUGGAGAUGCCCGUGCUACGAUUAGCGAGAAGCAGCGACAGGCUAUCUUGGCCAAUCUGGAGUCUGAAAUGGGUGCGCAAGAGGACCAAUGGCAGAUGCUCAGGGUCGACUACUCCCAGGGCUCGCCUUCUACCACUGUCACCGCGUCAGAGAUCAACUCACUACGCAGCAGUGUUGAUAUCAGCAAGUUUGAGAUCAUGCCCAUCACUAAGCUCAACGCAAGCGCCGGUGAUUUGCUCGUAGCACUCAAAGACCAUGCUGAGAACCGCCUGUCAACUUCUUCCGAGCUGUCCAAGGAGGAGACACUCGAAUCUGGAGAUGAGAAGCUCAGCCGCCGAUCUCUAUCAGCUUCAGGUAAAAUGAACCUGCUCUCCGUGAACACCCGAACAAUGUCGCAGAUUGGUAGCCCUACUCCUCCAGAUACUGACGAGUCAGGCGCGGAGAGCGACAAUGAUAGCAUGGUGGAAGGCCUCGGCGCAGCUAAAGACGGAUCUACGGCAUUAAUGCCAAGAGCCACAAGCUUUUUGGCUUUGGAUGACGUUUUGAGCCCGUCUGAAGACGUCCAAAGCAAGCCUCCUGUUGAAUUUGAGGAUGUCUCAUUGAUGACUCCCAAGGCCCAUCCUGCCCCUAUUGCUGCCCAGUCCGAGGAGAUCAAAGUCGCCAAUGUUGCAAUUGCUGAGGCUGAGACUAUCAAGUUCAGCUUGGCAGACCUGGAAGAGCCCUCACCCCUAUCUGCACCCGUGCCCGUGCCCGUGCCCGCGCCCGCGCCACGACCGCGACAAGUCAUUCGACGACCUCCCCGCCAGAGCAAGCGCAUCUCUACGCUCCCAGAUAUCGUCGAGAACCCAGAGCCGCUUGUCGGAAAAUCUGGAAACCUUGGCAUCUUCCAGUUCCCAUGGGGCGAAAAGUCAGACUUGGCCAGAAUCCCUCCCCGCAUGGUUGGCAUUUCCGGCACCAUGACCAGCGGCCGUGCCCCUAUGAACUCGAUCCAAGAGAAGCAACUCCCCUCGGCCCCUCAGACUUUCCUUGAUGAUGACGAAUUCGAGAAUGGGCUGGACGAUUACGAGAACGAGGAGUAUGACGAUGGCUUUGACGAGGCUACUCUUUGGGAGAUUGCCAGCUUGCUGGAGAGCGACCUGGACACCUCCCGAGAUGACCUCUUCAUGGUUGGCGAGGAGGACUGGGAGGAUCAUGCGCCUGCUGAGGAUGAGCUGUCCCCUGCUUCAUCACCGGUUCGAGAUAUUGCCGAGAGUGUAAAGGAAGAAGUAUAUGAUUUCAUCCCAGUUACGCUAGCAUCAUCUGAAAGCUCUUCUGACAUUUCUUUACAAGUCCCUACUCUCUGGACAGCCGAUCUGAAGGACUCUCGGAUGGGUUUGGGUUUGCCUCAGCCUAGUGAGGGGGAAUGGCAAUCGUACUUUGCCGUUGCUCCCAGACAAGCCCGUACUGUUCGUCGGGUGGUUGAUGAGCCUACUCAGCUGUCUAGUGUUUCUCUGUGGACAGCUACCGCGACUGAUGCCUCGAUGUACACAUCUGGAGUCUGGCGUGCUCCUGAGACCAAGGCUACUAAGCCUGCCUGGAAGAUCGUCAACCUGGUGUGGUCGCCAUCCAACGCUACUAAGAUCUCCAAUUUGGGCCUGCCUCAGCCAGUUGAUAGCCUCUGGACCGCGUAUAUCCCAGAACCAGCCCGCGUCCCCCGCAAGACUACUCAGCUGCCACAGCCUGCAGUGAUUAUAUCAACAUCACUGUGGUCUCUCAAGAGAACCGUGGGGCCCAGUGCCUCGACUGGUGUAUGGACUCCUGUGAUUGAAGUUGAGGCUGAACAGCAGACUGCUGCUGCCACCACAACCGCUUCAGUAUGGACGCCGCUCUCUCGCGCUCGUGUUGCGACUGUGGGACUUCCACAGCCGGAACUCAGCGUAUGGAAUCUUUACAUUUCACCUUUGACGCGCUCUUCCCCCAAGGCGGCACGGAUGCUUCCCCCCGCAACAAUUGAGACUACAUCUCUGUGGAAGCAGAGCCCAGCUGUCAAGCGCAGCGCGUCAAACGGCGUAUGGAGUCCGAUGGAAGAGAUUGAGACUGAAGUACUGAUCAUUGCCGCUGCUGCUUCAUUGUGGUCUCUUUCCUCUCGCACUCGUGCCUCCGUAGGACUGCCACAGCCAGAGCCAAGUGUCUGGAAGUCGUAUAUCCCUAUGGCCGCACGUCUUGCUCCCAAGGCAGCACGGAUGCUUCCUCCUGCAGUAAUUGAGACAACCUCCCUGUGGAAGCUGAGCUCAGUUUCAAAGUCCAGCGUAUCACAGGGUGUAUGGAGUCCGGCUCCUAAGAAGGAGGAGACCAUCAUUAGCCCUGAGGUAUCUUCCGUUGCUUCCUCGCUAUGGUCGCCGAAUUCUGCUCCUCGCGGUAACCCAUGGAGCCUUCCUCAGCCAGAUAUCCAGGCUUGGAAUGCAUAUAUCUCUACUGAUAGCCGUGUAACUCUCCGUGCCCCUCAAGCCCAGCAGCAGCAACAGGCUACCAUUCAGAGCUCUUCAAUGUGGUCCGUUGAACCCUCAAGAACCAUUGAGAUGUUCUCUAGUGCAAACCUGUGGAGCUUGAAGAUGACCACCCUACUCUGGGCACCGGCUGUGCCUAAAGAUGCCGGCGUUGGUCUUCCCCAGCCGGAUGCGAAGGUUUGGAACGCUUACAUUGCCAUGCCGAGCCGCUCUACUCACCGGGCGAUCAACGUGUCCGAGUCUGAAACCAUCACAAGCACAUCUUUGUGGCGUCCUCUGCCAGCUGUUAUUCCCUACUCAGGAGGCGUUUGGGCACCAAAGUCACUGGUUACGAAGCCAUCGCAUGCUGAGACUUCUAAGGUAGCAAAGACUCUGUGGUCUUCAUCUCCUGAAUUGGCUCACUCCGUCGGGCUGCCACAGCCAGACACAAAGGUCUGGAACAUGUACCUUCUUCUCCCAGCACGCGACUAUCGCAAGGCCUACUUACCCAGACCCGGUAUGAUCACAAGCACGUCAUUGUGGCGAUCUCUGCCAGCUGCUCUUCCUCACUCUGGGGGCGUUUGGGCACCAAAAUCACUGGUUGCAAAGCCAUCGCAUGCUAAGUCCUCUACGAUGGCAAAGGCUCUGUGGUCUUCAUCUCCCAAAAAGACACACUCUGUCGGGCUGUCACAGCCAGACGCCGAGAUUUGGGACGCAUAUCUCCUUCUCCCGGCACGCGAAUACCGUAAAGCCUACUUGCCCCGGCCCGCCAUGAUUACAAGCACGUCUUUGUGGGCGCCUACUCCAAGCGUCGAGACACCCUCUGGCGGAGUGUGGAAGGCCAAGUCAGUAAAGGUGGCAACCGAGUCAUCUCUUGUUAAGCCUGCUUUGGCAGUGGUGAAGGACUUACUAUGGUCUUCAUCACCCGCCAAGGCAGCUUCCUUCGGCCUGCCUCAGCCAGAAAUCUGGGCCGCUUACCCUGUCCCUGCAGGUCGCCGUCAGCGAGUUGCGCAUGUCGACAAGACUGUGGCUACCAUUACAAGCACAUCUCUCUGGACUCCCACCCCAAGCACCAAAGUUCCUUCAACUGGGGUCUGGCAGCCAAAGUCAAAGCCCGUGAACGUUGAGUCUUCUCGCACUUCUGCCAAGGCAAAGCAGAUUGGUUCAUCACUAUGGACUCACCUGUCCACCGCAAAGCCGUCCGUCGGCCUGCCCCAGCCAAUCUCUGAGAUCUGGAACUCGUACAUCUCGCCCUUGACCAGCGCCACGUCUACCUCUCGCCGAGUUUUCGUCUCGGAGACUGCUUCAAUCGAAAGCCAGGCUCUCUGGUCUCUCGCGUCUAAAACGGAGGCUGCGGCCGGUUACCUCUGGUGCCCAGCUGAGACUAAGCGCCCAGUCACACAAAACGUUGUUCGUGCCGUGACGGUAACUAGCUCACCUGUUACUGCUACGCCCACCUCUGUUGUAGCUGAAAGCUCCGUUUCUUCAGAGAAACGCACGACCAGUGUUCGUAAAUCCGUGCCCGUCUUCAUGACGCAAGAGCAGUGGAAUUCCGCAUUCAAGAGAAUCUCCCAGGACGUGAAGAGAGAUGAUUCCAGCCUCAACCAAUGGGCUCUCCCAUCAUCGUCAUCGAAGAAUGCCACCAGGCUGAACCGUUCCCAGUCGGUCAAGAGCCGUCCAAUCUUCGAUCCGUCCGUCAUGGCCCUCAUCUCCGAAUACCCUUCCACCACCCCCACCACCUCUUCAUCACGCAAGGGCUUCGGGCGAUCAAAGAGCAUCUCGGCCCUACCUUCCAGCCGCAGAACGCUAAGCCGCAGCAGCAGCAAAGCGUCAUCAAUCUCUCUGCCCAGCAUGGAGCCUCAGCCAGCCGCCUUCCUCUGGACUAAACCCGCUUCAGCGUCCGAAAAGGCUUCUCCUUCCAUGUGGCAGCCCCCCCGCCGCAGCCGCGCUGACGUGCAGCUCCCGCCCUCAUUCAGCAUCCUCCUCCCCAGUCCACGACGAACCGCUGGCAGGAAGACGGAUAUUGCAGUCUCCACUAGUUUCAGGCCCGGACAGGGUUUGUGGAGGGGUGCCGAGCAAAUAAGAUUGUGA
Messenger RNA from Trichoderma gamsii, 7533 nucleotides. RefSeq lists its product as hypothetical. The transcript has 4 exons. The record is from RefSeq and is a predicted model, not a curated record. Bases 1 to 7533 code for a protein of 2510 amino acids. Lineage: Eukaryota; Fungi; Ascomycota; Sordariomycetes; Hypocreales; Hypocreaceae.